AUGACAAACAUGCUGACUUUUAACGAGUUUGUUCGAGAUACGUGGGCAUGGCAUGUCAUUCGUGCGGUAACGAGAGCCAAAUACCCGGCGUUCCAAUACUUUGACGAGAGGCACCCCUUGAUCCGUCAACGAUACACGGAAAGGAGCUAUGAUCGGUCUAACUCAGGAGUAUCGCAAGCUUCGAGACACACCGAAGUUCGAGGAUUCUCGCUGGACUCCGAGAAGGCGGACAACGACUUCCUCAACCAGACUAUCAGCCGCACGACGUGGGAAAAGUAUGGAAUCGAGAACAGGAGGGGUCUACAUCUCGUCGAGUUCUUGCCGAAUGACCCAGAGGUACAGAAAUACUCCCUUUCAUCUAUCCAUCACUUGACGCCGGAGUUAAAACAUGAUGAACAGAACCCGAGAAACUGGUGCGUCUUGAAGAAGGCUAUCGUCAGUUUCCACGUAUGUCUGCUCGUCAUCGCCGUCUACGCAGGAGCAUCCAUCUACACCGUCGGCACCCAUGGCGUCCGUGAGCAAUUUGGCGUCUCGGAAGUUGUCGCCCUCCUAGGCCUGACAGUCUUCGUCCUAGGCUACGGUCUCGGACCAAUGGUCUGGGGCCCCCUCUCCGAGAUCCCCCAAAUCGGCCGCAACCUAAUCUAUAUCCCCGCCCUCGCCGUCUUCGGCCUCGCGCAGAUCCCCAUCGCCCUCGCCACCAGCAUCGGCAUGCUCUUCGGCUUCCGCUUCCUCGCCGGUUUCUUCGGCUCCCCCGUCCUCGGAUCCGGCGGCGGCAUCCUCAUCGACAUGUACGCCUCCCGCAAACACACCUACGCAUUAGCAUCCUUCUCCCUCAUCGGCAUAUGCGGCCCCACCAUCGGCCCCAUUGUCGGCGGCUUCGCCGUCGAGCUCAAAGGGUGGGCCUGGUCCGCCUGGAUCGUCUCCUGGCUCGCCGCCUGGACCCUCGCCGUGCUCAUCUUCUUCCUCCCCGAGACGAGCGCCGACAACAUUCUCUACCGGCGCGCCAUGCGUCUCCGAAAAGUCACGGGCGACUCGGGCUUCGUCUGCGAGGCGCAGCUCAGGGCAGAUUACACCUCCGGCACUGAGGUCUUCAAGGCCCACCUCGUCAGGCCCUUCACCCUCUUCCUGACAGAGCCAGCCGUCUUCUUCCUCAACCUGUACAGCGCCUUCACGUACGGCCUCAUGUACAUUUGGUUCGAGGCGUUUCCCCUGGCGUACGGCGAGGUUUACCACUUUGGCACGGGAAAGCAAAGGAUAGCGCUACUGGGCCUCAUCGUCGGCGUCCUCCUCACCAUCCCGCCCUUCUUCCUGUACUACCGCAAACGCAUCGAGCCCCAUUUCGACCGCGACGGCAACAUUGAGCCGGAAAAGCACCUCCACCCGGCCAUGGUAGGCUGCCUCUUCAUACCCGCUAGCCUCGUCUGGUUCGGGUGGACGGCACGCCCCUCCAUCAGCUAUCUGGUUCCCAUCGUCGGCUCGUCGCUUUUCACGGCGGGUGGCUUGCUCCUCUACAUGUCCAUCCUCAACUACCUCACCGAGUCGUACCCGGACCACGUCAGCUCUGUCCUCGCCGGGAACGAGCUCUUCAACAGCAUCUGCGGGGCGACGUUCCCGCUCCUCAUACCGCCAAUGUACUACAAGUUCGGCGUCCUCGGCUCGAGCAUGAUCCUGGCCAUCUUCGCCGUUGCGUUUGUGCCUCUGCCGUUUAUUUUAUACAUGAGGGGAGCUAGACUUAGGAAACAGAGUAGUUACGCGAGAAAAGGCAUGUGA
Molecule: messenger RNA, 1770 nt
Organism: Colletotrichum orchidophilum
Lineage: Eukaryota; Fungi; Ascomycota; Sordariomycetes; Glomerellales; Glomerellaceae
Product: major facilitator superfamily transporter
Exons: 4
Coding region: 1-1770 (589 amino acids)
Biological process (GO): xenobiotic detoxification by transmembrane export across the plasma membrane
Molecular function (GO): fluconazole transmembrane transporter activity
Source: RefSeq, a predicted model, not a curated record